GGCCCCCGCCCGCCCGCCCCGCCCCGCCCCGGCGCGCAUUUCCAUUUUAAACCGCCACCCGCCCCUCGAACGUCCGCGGCCGGCGGAGCUAACCGCGCGCCCGGAUGCCCGGAAGAGGCUGAGGCUGCGGGACCCCUGAGCUGUGCAAGAAAAGGCCGAGGGAUGCGCUUGGACCCUGCGCCCUAGACAAUGAAGCCGCGGGCGCCAUCGCCCGCAGUGGGCCCUGCGCGCUCAGGCCGCACCUGCCGGCGAGGCGGGUUCCGCGCUUGAGCACCCGCCCGGUUCCCCAUGGCUCGGCUCCCCGAGCGCGGACCCCCGUACUCGGGCCGCGUGGCGCGCGGGCGGGCGGACUCCGGGGGCGCUGUUCCCGCAGCCUAAGCGCGGGCCUCGCUGCGCGCAGGGGGCGUGGGCGCCGCUCCCUAAGGACCAGGGCUCUGCACCUGGCCGGCUCUGCGCCCGCGGCGCGCGUCCCGACGGCCGGCGGCGCUGGAUGCAGUCGAGCCUCGGAGGGCGGCGCGGCGGCCGCGGACCCUGGGGACAUGUACCUGCUGGACGGCAGCGGCGAGCCCGCGUCGCCUCCCGCGGACGCGAUGCCCCGCGGGACGCCCCCCAGGAAGACGGUCUACCGCAUCUCGGUGACCAUGGUCAGGAAGGAGCAGCUGGCCUCUCCGACUCCGCGCCCCACACGGCGGCCGCGGCCCGCGCUUUCCCCGGACGCUCCUGGGCGGCUGGAAGAGGAGGCCGAGGAGGCGGCGGCUGAAGAUCCUGAGGCCGGGCCGCGCGCCUGGGACUUCCGCGCCUUCCGCACACGCAGCACCGGGCAGCUGGAGCUCGGGCGGCUACGGCCGUGCACACGCGGCGCGGAGCCUGCAGACCUGAUGGGCAGCCCUUCGGCUGAGCGGCCCAGCAGCCCCGACGUGGAGGAGGCUCGGGCCGCGCCCCUGCGGCGGAGCCUCAGCUUCAGGCACUGGAGCGAGCCCGAGGCACCGCGGAGCCCUGCGCUGAGCGGCGGAAGGCGCCACAGCAGCUCCGGGAGCCUGGCAUGGGCGCCCGACGACGAGGUCGAGGCGGAGGCCUCCUCGGAGCCAGUGGCCGGAGCGCAGCCCGUAGCGGAGAAGCGCAACACCUUGGAUGUGGGCGAGGUGCUCAGCAAGAACGAUACGCUCUCGGAUCUGGAGCGCUGGGAGCGCAGCAAGAGCAAGAACCGCACGCUGGACAACAGCGACCUGCAGCGGCUAGAGCGCGCGCGGGCCGCGGCCGCUGGCCCCGGAGCAGCCUCGGAGCACCGGCUGCUGCGCUUUUUCAGUGGCAUCUUUGCGCGUAGGGAUGGCGGGCCCUCUCCCCGAAGCGGCGCCCUGCGCUCCCGCGGUUACUUCAGCCUGCGACGGGCCCCGGCCGACACGCAGUCGUCCAGCGCAGAGAGCAUCGAGGGGUCCCCUCGCAGAGAUGCUUUUGUGAACAGCCAGGAAUGGACUCUCAGCCGAUCUGUCCCGGAGCUCAAAGUGGGAAUUGUGGGUAACUUGGCCAGUGGCAAGUCUGCACUGGUGCACCGAUACCUGACAGGCACAUACGUGCAGGAGGAGUCUCCAGAAGAUAUGGACGCAGGUGGCAGGUUCAAGAAGGAGAUUGUGGUUGAUGGACAGAGUUAUCUACUUCUGAUUAGGGAUGAAGGGGGCCCCCCGGAGGCACAGUUUGCCAUGUGGGUGGACGCGGUCAUUUUUGUCUUCAGCCUGGAGGAUGAGAUCAGUUUCCAGACUGUCUACCACUACUACAGCCGAAUGGCCAACUACAGGAACACCAGUGAGAUUCCACUCGUGCUGGUGGGGACCCAGGAUGCCAUAAGUUCCACCAACCCGCGGGUCAUCGAUGAUGCCAGGGCACGGAAACUCUCCAAUGACCUGAAGCGGUGCACGUACUAUGAGACGUGCGCCACCUAUGGGCUCAACGUGGAGCGGGUCUUCCAGGACGUUGCCCAGAAGAUUGUUGCCACGCGGAAGAAGCAGCAGCUGUCCAUAGGCCCCUGCAAGUCCUUACCCAACUCUCCAAGCCACUCCUCUGUGUGUUCUGCCCAGGUGUCAGCCGUGCACAUCAGCCAGACAAGUAACGGAGGCGGGAGUUUAAGUGACUACUCCUCCUCAGUCCCUUCGACCCCAAGCACCAGCCAGAAGGAGCUCCGGAUCGAUGUCCCUCCCACUGCCAACACCCCGACGCCUGUCCGGAAGCAGUCCAAACGCAGGUCCAACCUUUUCACAUCUAGGAAAGGGAGCGACCCAGACAAAGAGAAGAAAGGCCUGGAGAGCCGAGCGGACAGCAUCGGGAGCGGGCGAGCCAUCCCAAUUAAACAGGGCAUGCUGCUGAAGCGAAGUGGCAAGUCACUAAACAAAGAGUGGAAAAAGAAGUACGUCACCCUGUGCGACAACGGCGUGCUGACCUACCACCCCAGUUUACAUGAUUACAUGCAGAAUGUUCACGGCAAAGAGAUUGACCUCCUGAGAACCACUGUGAAAGUGCCGGGGAAGAGGCCACCCCGAGCCACGUCGGCCUGUGCACCCAUCUCCAGUCCCAAAACCAAUGGCCUGUCCAAGGACAUGAGCAGUUUACACAUCUCACCAAAUUCAGGGAAUGUCACUAGUACGUCUGGGUCUCAGAUGGCAAGCGGCAUCAGCCUGGUCUCCUUCAACAGCCGACCCGAUGGCAUGCACCAGCGCUCCUACUCAGUCUCCAGUGCCGACCAGUGGAGUGACGCUACAGUCAUUGCAAACUCAGCCAUCAGCAGUGACACAGGGCUGGGUGACUCGGUGUGUUCCAGCCCAAGUAUCUCCAGCAGCACCAGCCCCAAGCUUGACCCGCCCCCUUCCCCCCAUGCCAACAGAAAGAAGCACCGGAGGAAGAAAAGUACCAGCAACUUCAAGGCUGACGGGCUCUCGGGCACCGCUGAAGCCAAACGCAAAGCGUGGAAACUAAACCGUGUUGGUAGCCUGCGAAACAUAUACAGCAGCAGCAGCACCAACACCGAAGAGCAAGAAGAAAACUUUGAGUUUAUCAUUGUGUCCCUCACCGGCCAGACAUGGCACUUUGAAGCCACCACAUACGAGGAGCGAGAUGCAUGGGUCCAAGCCAUCGAGAGCCAGAUCCUAGCCAGCCUACAGUCCUGCGAGAGCAGCAAGAAUAAGUCCCGACUAACCAGCCAGAGCGAGGCCAUGGCACUGCAGUCCAUCCGGAACAUGAGAGGGAACUCUCACUGUGUGGACUGUGACACCCAAAACCCUAACUGGGCCAGUUUGAACUUGGGAGCCCUCAUGUGCAUCGAGUGCUCAGGGAUCCACCGGAAUCUUGGCACCCACCUCUCCAGGGUCCGAUCUCUAGAUCUUGAUGACUGGCCCAUGGAGCUGAUCAAGGUGAUGUCGUCUAUUGGGAAUGAGUUGGCCAACAGCGUGUGGGAAGAGAGCAGCCAAGGACGGACAAAACCCUCAUUGGACUCCACAAGGGAAGAAAAGGAAAGAUGGAUCCGGGCCAAGUAUGAACAGAAACUCUUCCUGGCCCCACUGCCAUGUACAGAGUUCUCCUUGGGCCAGCAACUGCUGCGUGCCACCGCGGAGGAAGACCUGCGGACUGUCAUCCUGCUCCUGGCACACGGGUCCCGGGAUGAGGUGAAUGAGACCUGCGGGGAAGGCGAUGGACGCACAGCAUUGCACCUGGCCUGCCGCAAGGGCAGCGUGGUCCUGGCUCAGCUGCUAAUCUGGUACGGGGUGGACGUCAUGGCUCGAGACGCCCACGGGAACACAGCACUGGCCUAUGCCCGGCAGGCCUCCAGCCAGGAGUGCAUUGACGUGCUGCUCCAGUAUGGCUGCCCCGAUGAGCGCUUUGUGCUCAUGGCUACCCCCAACCUGUCCAGGAAGAGCAACAGCAGGAACAACAGCAGCGGGAGGGCGCCCAGCAUCAUCUGAGCUCAGCCAACACUGCGCCUGGGAUCCCAUGCCCGCCUGCUCCGGGAGUCACAGCAUGUGAGUUCCUCAGUCCCUCCCUCUUCCUGGUGGUCACUUCCACCCACCUGCCACUCACACACCCCACAUGAAGUCUCCAAACCUGGACAUCCUCAAGGGGAGAAGAGGAGGAUGGAGGCCACAGAACCGAACCCUUUUCCCACACUCCGGAAGCAAUGCAGGAGGGACUGACAACCUCCCGACUUUGAGGAUAGCACACGACGAGGGACCCCUGUUCCACUGACCUGGAACCCGGGGGAGGGGUAGCAAGGAGAAGGGGCAGCUUCCCCUAACUGGCAGUUAAGCACAUCAGUACAUUUCACCUCGACCAAAAGGAGGCUUGGAUUUCACAUCUUCUCUGGGGAGCUUGACGGCAUAAAUCAGAAGCCAGCACAGUUUGUCAGGUCUGAAGCCCCUAUGAUGGUAGGUGUCAAAUCAGUUGUAGCUAAUCUGUCCAGGGAGAAUACUGGCUUCAUUACACUUGUAUAGUCGAGUUCCUCCAGCAUUACCGCUGUUUAAUAGGACGUGAUUAGUCAUCACCGGGAAGAAGGCGUAUUAGCCGAGGAGGUAGUUACACGGCACGCUCCGGUGAUUGCCACGAUGUGAUUGCUGUGCGCUUAGAAGCAUCAUAUUAUCCCAGACAUGUCUCUUCAGCCCUUGGAGCCCUCCUUUCUAAAUUCACUGUCAUAAUUUAGUAUCUGUUUAAUUUUUCAGUCCAAAGAGAGGAAAUCAGUUGCUGGGUAUUAUUUGACUGCAAUCUCCUUCCUUGGUGCAAAAACAAAAUGGAAAAUAAAUAAAUAAAUAAGAAUAACUGGGAAAUUCAAAAAGAAAUCAUGAAUCCAGCUGGAAAUAGCUUUUCAAGUAUGCUCCAAAACUAAGUAAAAACAUAAAAUGCUAUGUUUUUUUUUUUCUAAGAGAGAUUUUCUGUCCUUUGGCCACAGUGGAUGUAUCUGGCCUCAGUCACUCCCAAUCCACAAGGUCUGAGUUACCCAGGUUUCUGUCGUAGAGAAGAUGUGUGAAAAUCUAUUUGAAUAAAAGAAGUUGAUAAAUAUGCAUUGAUUUUUGUGCAGACAAAUGGCAGCUCUGUUAAUUUCUAAGUUGAGCUGGAUGGGUACCAGUAUUGUGCAACUAGCUGAGAUCGGAGGGUGACAGAUCAGUGCAAUGGGCAGUGCCCCCAGCAGCAAGCACUUCCGUGAGUGUGGCGUGCAGCUCUUGAAAAGGCGCUUAUCAGAACAAGAUGGUGGGACGAUUCGCUUAUUAAAGCCAGGAAGCGAAGGGGGACGAGUGGGAAGGAGCCUGUGAGUCCACAUCCCGAAGGCAGGAUGGAGAGCUGAGGCCACUCUUCCCAACCAAAAGCAAGGGGCUGUGGCAAGAAGGGGUGCUUGUCGGCACCCUGUGAGCAGCUGCCCACCAUUCUGGCACAGCUGGCUCCUAAGAGCCUGCAGACUCUGUGUGCUCCGUCCCGUCUGUUUCUAACGUGUGACUGAUUUGCCUUCGUGGGCCACAGGGUGCAUCAGACACCAGCCACCUUCAGCACGGUGGUCAAGAACACCAAACUGUGACACUAUUUAGUUU
This is a messenger RNA of Microtus ochrogaster (prairie vole), 5558 nucleotides long. RefSeq names its product ArfGAP with GTPase domain, ankyrin repeat and PH domain 1 (gene Agap1). The record is from RefSeq and is a predicted model, not a curated record. Gene Ontology annotation, biological process: activation of GTPase activity. Gene Ontology annotation, molecular function: GTP binding; GTPase activity; GTPase activator activity. Lineage: Eukaryota; Metazoa; Chordata; Mammalia; Rodentia; Cricetidae.